UUACCUCCUCCAUCCCCUCUCUUUCCUAACGAACCCAUACCAUCAUCAUCUUCUUCUUCUUCUUCUUCUUCUUCUUCUUCAAAAUGGAUAGCCUUGCCAAUGGCUUAGAGAACAACACUGAACUCACUCUUAAUCCUCUUGACCCUGAGGAAUUCAGGAGGCAAGGCCACAUGAUCAUCGAUUUCCUUGCCGACUAUUAUCGUGACAUCGAGAAGUACCCCGUCCGGAGCCAAGUCGAACCUGGUUAUCUCCAAAAACGUCUCCCAGACUCGGCCCCCAGUAACCCAGAACCAAUCCAAACAAUCCUCCAAGAUGUAGAAACUCAUAUCAUUCCAGGCAUCACACACUGGCAAAGCCCUAACUUCUUUGCUUACUUCCCUUCAAAUGUUAGCGUUGCAGGUUUUGUUGGCGAAAUGCUUACCUCUGGAUUCAAUGUCGUGGGAUUCAAUUGGUUGUCAUCACCGGCAGCGACAGAGCUCGAGAGUAUAGUUAUGGACUGGCUUGGGAAAAUGCUUAAGCUCCCUAACUCCUUCCUCUCCUCUGGCAAUGGUGGAGGUGUGAUACAAGGGAGUACCUGUGAUGCCAUCUUGUGCACACUCACAGCCUCUAGGCACCGCAUGUUGGAUAAGAUUGGUAGGGACAAUAUAGGGAAGCUAGUGGUUUACGGGUCGGAUCAGACCCAUUCUGCAUUUCAAAAGGCGGCCCAGAUUGCUGGUAUCCACUCGAAUAAUUUCCGACCCAUUGCUACCUCGAGGUCGACGGCAUUUGGUCUAUCGCCGGAUUCCCUCCGAUCAGCAAUUCUCGCCGACCUUGAAGCCGGGCUCGUUCCAUUUUUCCUAUGUGCCACAGUAGGCACCACAUCUUCAACUGCCGUGGAUCCGGUCGGCCCAUUAUGUGAUGUAGCGAAAGAGUUCGGGAUAUGGGUCCAUAUCGAUGCGGCAUACGCCGGAAGUGCAUGUAUAUGCCCGGAAUUCCGGCAUUUUAUCGACGGCGUGGAGAAUGCAGACUCAUUUAGUCUUAAUGCGCAUAAGUGGUUCUUCACUGCACUUGAUUGUUGUUGUCUUUGGGUUAAAGACCCUAGUGCCCUUAUUAAGGCCCUGUCCACAAAUCCUGAGUUCUUGAGGAACAAAGCUACGGAGACUAAUAAGGUCAUUGAUUAUAAAGAUUGGCAGAUAGCACUAAGCCGCCGGUUUAGGUCCAUGAAGCUGUGGCUUGUACUACGUAGCUAUGGUGUGACUAACCUUAGGAACUUCCUAAGGAGCCACGUAAAGAUGGCUAAGCAUUUUGAAGGGCUUGUGGGGAUGGACAAGAGGUUUGAGAUUGUUGUCCCUAGGACUUUCUCUAUGGUGUGUUUUCGACUCCUGUUGCCACCGGUCAUGAGGGCACAUGCAAAUGGUGAGCAAUUGAAUGAUGAGGAACGUGCAAAUGAGAUGAAUCGGAGGUUCCUUGAGUCGAUGAACUCGUCUGGUCGGCUCUACAUGAGUCAUGGUGUGGUUGGGGGAGUGUACAUGAUCCGGUUCGCUGUGGGUGCAACCCUAACGGAGGAGAGGCAUGUCAACAUAGCUUGGAAGUUGGUGCAAGAACAUGCAGCCGUUGUUCUCAAUAUGUAUUAAGGAGUCGGCCUCAGGAGAAAAGGCACCAAGGAAUGGAAAAACAUAUAAAUCUUCACAUCAGAAAAAAUGAGUUCGGAUCAAGUGCUUGUAUCAGAAUUUGGGUUUUCAUUCUAGUACAACGGACUAUAGAGGAUAUUGAUCUUUAAGAGGUGGACGUGUGUAACUGUUGGCAACAAAUUUCUUUUAAUCUCUCACAAUACUCUUGACUGUAUUAAUUUUUCCCAGGUGUGCCAGAAUCCUUCUUGAUUGGAUUCAAUGUAAUCUGAUUUCGAUCAAA
Molecule: messenger RNA, 1890 nt
Organism: Macadamia integrifolia
Lineage: Eukaryota; Viridiplantae; Streptophyta; Magnoliopsida; Proteales; Proteaceae
Product: tyrosine/DOPA decarboxylase 2-like
Exons: 2
Coding region: 84-1613 (509 amino acids)
Biological process (GO): amino acid metabolic process
Molecular function (GO): carboxy-lyase activity; pyridoxal phosphate binding
Source: RefSeq, a predicted model, not a curated record